UGUGUGUGUGUGUCUGUGUGUGUGUGUGUGUGUGUGUGUGUGUGUGUGUGUGUGUGUGUUGUGUAAAGACCGUGUUUCUUCCGCUAGAGGGCGCUAGCGCGGGUUCAUUAUUUUUUAUCAUUAGCACUCGGAAGUGGUGAUGUCAGUGCAGGCGUGAUGGUUUAGCGCAGCGGUCAGCCAUGGCCGAGCGUGGGAUGUUACGCUGGACGGUGCACCUGGAGGGCGGCCCACGGAGGGUCAAUCACGCGGCGGUGGCGGUCGGACACAAGGUGUACUCAUUUGGAGGUUACUGCUCUGGUGAAGACUACGAGACCUUGAGACAGAUCGACGUGCAUGUCUUCAACACAGUGUCUCUGCGGUGGACUAAGCUGCCGCCGGUGCGGACCGGAGGAAGAGAACAUGCUCGGGAAGUGCCCUACAUGCGCUACGGACACACGGCGGUGCUGGUGGACGAGACCAUCUACAUCUGGGGCGGCCGGAACGACACAGAGGGCGCGUGCAACGUACUGUAUGCCUUCGACGUCUCUCAGCACCGAUGGUUCACUCCUAAGAUCUCGGGGACGGUCCCCGGGGCCAGGGACGGUCACUCGGCCUGUGUUCUAGGAAAGGCCAUGUACAUCUUCGGUGGAUACGAGCAGCUGGCCGACUGUUUCUCCAAUGAGAUUCACAAGCUGGACACCAGCAGCAUGUGCUGGUCACUAGUGAGCGCCCGGGGCACGCCGGCUCGAUGGAGAGACUUCCACUCGGCUACCAUCAUCGGCACCAAGAUGUUCGUGUUUGGAGGAAGAGCGGAUCGAUUCGGCCCGUUCCACUCCAACAACGAGAUCUACUGCAAUAAAAUCAAGAUCUUCGACACAGAGACCAACUCCUGGCUAAACACACCGUCUGCACAGCUGCUGCCCGAGGGACGCCGGAGCCAUUCUGCCUUUGCCUACAAUGGAGAGCUGUAUAUAUUCGGUGGUUAUAACGCUCGUCUGGAUCGACACUUCAACGACCUCUGGAAGUUCAAUCCAGAGGCGUUCUCCUGGAAGAAGGUGGAGCCCAAGGGCAAGGGCCCGUGUCCCCGCCGCAGACAGUGCUGCUGUAUGGUGGGGGACCGCAUCAUCCUCUUCGGAGGAACCAGUCCGUGUCCGGAGCAGGGAAUGGGCGACGAGUUUAACCUCAUGGACCAUUCAGACCUGUACAUCCUGGACUUCAGUCCGAAUCUGAAGACUUUAUGCAAGCUAGCAGUUAUUCAGUACAGUCUGGACCAGUCAGGACUCCCUCAUGACAUCAGGUGGGAGCUGACCGCUAUGACCACUAACAGUAACAUCAGCCGGCCCAUCUUCUCGCCUCACGGCUGACAGCAGAACCUCUCCGGACUCCUGCUCCACAGAUGAUUGACUCUCACCCGUUUGGAUCUGGAUUGCAGUUUCUCGAUCAGAAAGGACGUUCCCCGUCGGGUUUUGCUGCUGUUGAACUUGAUUCCUGCUGAGGAGAAACGGACCUUCACAAUCUUAAAUCAGUCCAAUUAUUCAUCAGUGUUACGGUGUUUUAAUGAGGUUUUGGAGUGAAAUGAAGAUCAUGUAAUCUGUAAUCUGUCGUUUCUCUGCUUGUGUUCAGAUCGCUCCGUCGGGUUUAUAUGCAAGACUUUGGUUAUGGUUCCACACGUGCUCUUACAUAUCGAACGCAGAGACGAUCUUCAGAGAAGACUGGACUGGUUUUCUGUUUACCCACAGUACUUCAGACAAUAAAUCCUGACUCAACAAUCAGUAGAAACGGAGUUAUUCCCUCUGCAUGCACGCUGUCAGACUGUCUUAGAUCUCAAAGAGGUGGGAAAAAGCUAACAAUGUUGUAAAGUUUUCAGAAAAGGUUAGAAUGUUUUCUCCUUUACUCCGAAAGAUCAAGAGCGCUCAAAUAAACCGCCUCUGGUGUCCAGUUUCUCCAGAUUCACAUCUUUCUCUCGGUCGUCUUAAAACACAGAUCCGUUACUGCUGCUGCUUUAUAGUUCAUCUGAAUCUUUAGUGACCUGCAGAAUAUUGAUGUUGAGGUGAUCGGUUCUGAUGGUGCCAAAGCUGCAGGUGAAGUGGAUCAGUAUUCUUCUGGCUUUCAUUUGUGUCUCGUCCGGUGCCUAAACAACUUCUUCAGAGUCUUUUGGCUUUCAAAGGCUUCCGGUCUGGAUGGAUUUGAAGAGUUUUGUUAGAGAUUUUAUUCACUGUGUCUGAAUAUCUUGACAUUAAAUGGUCAGAGUGAAGACUGUGUUAGAAAAUCCAACCGUCCUUGUUUCCCUCGUCAUUAAGAAAGAAAGUCACUCGAAAUGGUCUCAAAAUUAAACCAGAUGAAGAUCAAGUGCAUUUUCAUCAUAAUCUGUAGCUAGAAAUAGUCAUUUAAUCGCAUUUUCAUGAUGCUUUCAACAAACACGUGCUCUGAUAGACGUGUUUUCUGUGCAGUGAAGGAGAGGAAGACACUAUUUAUGUUCUGAUUGGCCAAUUACUUCUCGAGCCUAAAUGCUGGGAGUCUUUUUUAAUCGUGUGAAGAAACGUCACUGAACCUCAGACGUGAUUCUUGACUGGUGGAGGACUCUUUUUCCACGAGUUAUGACUCGAUUAAUGUUAUAAACGGGUUUUUAGUGGGAUUUUGAAUUUCCUAACCAAUAAAACUGAUGAUAAUUUUGCUUAAUGUCUGCUUAAAUGUGCAGUGUGACGUGUUGGAACGUGUGUGUGUGUGUGUGUGUGUGAUAUAAAGAGUACAUUGAGAAUUGUUUUCCUGUAACACCACAAAUUUGAACACGAUUUUCAGAAGACGUCAUUAAAUAAAAACUAUUUUUAAAUGAA
Messenger RNA from Puntigrus tetrazona (Sumatra barb), 2813 nucleotides. RefSeq names its product kelch domain containing 3 (gene klhdc3). Gene Ontology annotation, cellular component: cytoplasm. Gene Ontology annotation, molecular function: protein binding; chromatin binding. The record is from RefSeq and is a predicted model, not a curated record. Bases 180 to 1343 code for a protein of 387 amino acids. NCBI's taxonomy places the organism in Eukaryota, Metazoa, Chordata, Actinopteri, Cypriniformes, Cyprinidae. The transcript has 11 exons.